Molecule: messenger RNA, 900 nt
Organism: Aspergillus novofumigatus IBT 16806
Lineage: Eukaryota; Fungi; Ascomycota; Eurotiomycetes; Eurotiales; Aspergillaceae
Product: Pfs domain protein
Exons: 3
Coding region: 1-900 (299 amino acids)
Biological process (GO): nucleoside metabolic process
Molecular function (GO): catalytic activity
Source: RefSeq, a predicted model, not a curated record
AUGGCGGGUAAGACCUGUCUUUCACGUGAUGAAUAUACAGUUGGAUGGAUCUGCGCCUUACCACUGGAAAUGGCCGCUGCAACAGUUAUGCUCGAUGAGGUGCACAGGACUUACCCAAGCAACCAUAUUGACCACAACGAGUAUGUUCUUGGACAUAUUGGGGAACAUAAUAUUGUGGUUGCAUGCCUGCCUAGCGGCGAAUAUGGAAUUGCACCUGCUACUACGGUAGCUAUGCAGUUGUUGUCUAGUUUCCACUCAAUUCGCUUUGGUCUUAUGGUCGGAAUUGGAGGAGGGGUCCCGAAGGAGGAUAAGGAUAUCCGACUUGGUGAUAUCGUGGUCAGCAUGCUCAACCGUCCGCCUCCGAGUCUCUUGACGGCGCUUUCUAAACUAAAAGCGACUCAUUACACAAAACCAAGCCAAGUGAUGAAUUUUCUUGCUGAGAUUGAGCAGAAACUACCAACAGAACAAGCUGCAAAUUUUGCUCGUCCUACACAGACAGAUCAUCUAUUCCUUGAUAACUAUGACCAUACCAACAACCACACCCAACCUUGCAAUGGCUGUGAUACAACCCAAACCGUACCGCGUCCUGUGGUGAAAGACAGUCAACUACGGGAUAAGCUUGGUCGCGAAUUGGGUGUUCUCUGUGUGGAGAUGGAAGCGGCGGGACUCAUGAACAACUACCCAUGUCUCGUAAUACGUGGAAUCUGUGAUUAUGCAGACUCACACAAAAAUAAGGAGUGGCAGGGACACGCCGCGGCAGUGGCAGCAGCAUAUGCGAAAGAAUUGUUACUCACAGUGUCUGCGGAUCAGACCAGAAACACAAGAGUCAUAACGAAUGUGCCAUCUUCGCCCACAGUAAGCGGCCACUGUCUCAUCAUAAUAUAUGUCGAUCUUAUCUAA